AUGGAAUUGGCCAACAUGUCCAGUGGCCCUGAUGUUAUCCUCCUGGGUUUGUCUGCCAGGCAAGGUGUAAGGGGUGGCCUGUUCAUUCUCUUCCUGGCUCUCUACCUGCUGGCCCUCCUGGAGAACACGCUCAUCAUCUACCUCAUCUGCAGCCACAGAGAGCUCCACAAGCCCAUGUACUUCUUCCUGGGCAACCUCAGCGGCCUGGAGAUGUGCUACGUGUCGGUGACCAUGCCCAGCCUGCUGGCGGGGCUGUGGACUGGACCCUACCAUGUGCCCUUCACAGCCUGCAUGACUCAGCUCUUCUUCUUCAUCUCUCUCAUUGGUACCAAGUGCACCCUCCUGGCCUCCAUGGCCUAUGACCGCUACGUGGCCAUCUGCCACCCACUGCACUACCCACUGCUCAUGCGGCCCCAGGUCUGCCUCGGCUUGGCCGUGACUUCUUGGCUUGGUGGACUGGUGGUCUCAGUGGUCAAGACCACAUGCAUUGCCAGCCUGUCUUACUGUGGACCCAAUAUCCUCAAUCACUUCUUCUGUGAUGUCUCUCCUCUUCUCAACCUGUCCUGCACCCCUGUGGCCCUCACAGAGCUGGUGGACUUCGUCUCUGCCAUUGUCAUCUUCUGGGGGCCAUUACUCGUUGCUCUGGUCUCCUAUGUGGCCAUAGGAAGGGCCCUGCUCCACAUGCCACCAGCCGCUGCCCACUGCAAAGCCUUCUCCACCUGUGCCUCCCAUCUGGUAGUGAUGGGCGUCUUCUAUUCAGUGGUCCUCUUCUUGUAUUCCCGUCCCAGCCGCACGGCAUCCACGGACCUCAACAAGAUGCUGUCAGUCAUCUACACAGUGGCCACGCCCAUGUGCAGUCCCAUCGUCUACUGCCUGCGCAACAGGGAGGUCCACGUAGUGCUGCAGAAGACCCGCCACCCUCGCUGA
Molecule: messenger RNA, 927 nt
Organism: Lepus europaeus (European hare)
Lineage: Eukaryota; Metazoa; Chordata; Mammalia; Lagomorpha; Leporidae
Product: olfactory receptor 6Z7-like
Exons: 1
Coding region: 1-927 (308 amino acids)
Biological process (GO): G protein-coupled receptor signaling pathway
Cellular component (GO): membrane
Molecular function (GO): G protein-coupled receptor activity; olfactory receptor activity
Source: RefSeq, a predicted model, not a curated record